Theileria equi strain WA is the source of this 315-nucleotide messenger RNA. RefSeq lists its product as hypothetical. The coding region runs from base 1 to 315 and encodes 104 amino acids. Lineage: Eukaryota; Apicomplexa; Aconoidasida; Piroplasmida; Theileriidae. The transcript has a single exon. The record is from RefSeq and is a predicted model, not a curated record.
AUGUCGGACGAUUCAGAACAGGUAAAAAAAGUGGCCUCUGAAUCGAAAAAUGCAAGCGAUACUUUAAAUACAUCGUCUUCUAAGGAACAGAUCGAUCGCCGUGUUCCAGUUGGACGUUCUACAACAGCAGUUGCCAAUUCAUCUGGUUUGAUUUCUAACAAGAAUUACUCGAUCCGCUCAUUGAAACGAAAGAGGAGCAGACACGACUCAAGCCUCCGCGUCUGUUGUACGGAUUGCGGCGCAUUUUCUAGUUACAAGAUUGGGGAUUAUGUAAAGUGUGAGCAUUGCAACAACACAGAUUUUGAAUUAUUUUAA